CCCAAAGUUGUGGGUGUGCCACCGCACCUGGUCUGUUUCCCUUUUUUGAAUCUCCCAACUGGUCUCAUGCACUCACUCCUUUAACAGCCCACAGGCUUUUGUUGAAACUUCUCUUGCGGCAUUUGGCACAUGCGAGCCGGUGACGGAGUCAUUUGUGAUUUGUGCUUUCGCUUGUGCACACACACGCACACUUACCCACUCACUGGACUGUGAUUCCUUGAGGACAGGAACAAUAUCCAUUUCUUUUUCCAUGGCUUUCUGCUACAUGGAUCUUCAGUAAACGGAAUAAGAACGAGACAGUGAGGGUCUCUUUACGAAGACACUGGACCGAGAGCCAGAAAACCUAAGUUCUAGCCUCGACUCCGCAGCUGAUUCACAGAGUGACCCUGAGCCACACACUCUCCAGUUCUGUGUCUCAGUAAAGUGAGGGGUGGCUAGAUGCUCCCAAGCCCAGCUGACUGUGACACGCUUCUAGUUCCAAGGCUCCAGAGUUCUAGAACCCUGCUCACCCUUUUCUUUCUUCCUGAUGCAGACUGGCCCGCCUGUGUCUCCCAUGAACAGAGCCGUCCCAGAGGUGUUCCUCGAAGGUGGAGACCAGGUGCCCCAAGGCCACACUCGCCGCUGUCUUUCUGCGGUCGAAUCCAGAGAGCAACUGGAGGAAGAAGAGGUGGGAGAAAUAAAGGAGGGGAAUGGCUCACAUGCUGUACCCCUCCGAAGGUCGGGGGCUUUCCGGGCCCACAGCCGAAACUAUGACCUCUUCAAAAGACAUAGUUGGGGACCUGGCAGGGAGCUCGAUGACCCACUGAAUAGGAGGAGACUGCAGGCGUCGGGAUGCCCAAGCCCCGAGGAGGCCCCCUUCCUGCAGAGCCAAGAAGAACUGGACACCUUUCUGGGACUGCAGCACCAGGGUGGCCACCCCUCCUGCCUGGGUCAGGAUUCCUAUCAUCCAUCUGCUGGCCCUUUGGACCACUCCGCUACUGGAAUGCUUUCCAAGUCUGUAUCCAUGAGUGGCAUCAACUGCCUCUUGGACUGGUCGGAUCCAGAUGGGAAUUUAUCCCAGUCCUCUGCCACUGACCUCAGGAAACGCUGCAGCCAGCUGGAAGGACAUUCAGGUACCUGGGCAGGCUCCUCCCUGCGACGGACCUUCAGCUUCCUCUUGGGCAUGACCGGAAAGGCCAAGGCCCGGGAAAAGGAGAAGAUGAAGGAAGCCAAGGAUGCCCGCUAUACCAAUGGGCACCUCUUCACCACCAUCUCAGUUUCAGGCAUGACCAUGUGCUAUGCCUGUAACAAGAGCAUCACAGCCAAGGAAGCUCUCAUCUGCCCAACCUGCAAUGUGACUAUCCACAACCGCUGUAAAGACACCCUCGCCAACUGUACCAAGGUCAAGCAGAAGCAACAGAAAGCAGCCCUGCUGAAGAACAACACUGCCUUGCAGUCCGUGUCUCUUCGAAGUAAGACAACCAUCCGGGAGCGGCCGAGCUCGGCCAUCUACCCCUCCGACAGCUUCCGGCAGUCCCUCCUCGGCUCCCGCCGUGGCCGCUCCUCCUUGUCUUUAGCCAAGAGUGUUUCCACCACCAAUAUUGCUGGACACUUCAAUGAUGAGUCUCCCCUGGGGCUGCGCCGGAUCCUCUCACAGUCCACAGACUCCCUCAACAUGCGGAACCGAACCCUAUCAGUGGAAUCUCUCAUUGACGAAGGUGCAGAGGUCGUCUACAACGAGCUGAUGAGUGACUUUGAGAUGGAUGAGAAAGACUUUGCAGCUGACUCCUGGAGCCUGGCUGUGGACAGCAGCUUCCUGCAGCAGCAUAAGAAGGAGGUGAUGAAGCAGCAGGAUGUCAUCUACGAGCUAAUCCAGACAGAGCUGCACCACGUGAGAACACUGAAGAUCAUGACCCGCCUCUUCCGCACGGGGAUGCUAGAAGAGCUACAGUUGGAGCCCGCCGUGGUCCAUGGCCUCUUCCCCUGCGUGGACGAGCUCAGUGACAUCCACACACGCUUCCUCAGCCAGCUGUUAGAACGCCGACGCCAGGCCCUCUGCCCUGGCAGCACCCGGAACUUUGUCAUCCACCGCCUGGGUGAUCUGCUCAUCAGCCAGUUCUCAGGUCCUAGCGCGGAGCAGAUGCGGAAGACCUACUCGGAGUUCUGCAGCCGCCACACCAAGGCCUUAAAGCUCUAUAAGGAGCUAUAUGCCCGAGACAAACGCUUCCAGCAAUUCAUCCGGAAAGUGACCCGCUCCGCCGUGCUCAAGCGGCACGGGGUACAGGAGUGCAUCCUGCUGGUGACUCAGCGCAUCACCAAGUACCCGGUGCUGCUCAGCCGCAUCCUGCAGCAUUCCCACGGGAUCGAGGAGGAGCGUCAGGACCUGACCACGGCACUGGGGCUAGUGAAGGAGCUGCUGUCCAAUGUGGACCAGGACGUUCAUGAGCUGGAGAAAGGGGCCCGUCUGCAGGAGAUCUACAACCGCAUGGACCCUCGGGCUCAGACCCCAGUGCCUAGCAAGGGCCCCUUUGGCCGAGAGGAACUUCUGCGGCGCAAACUCAUCCACGAUGGCUGCCUGCUUUGGAAGACAGCGACCGGGCGCUUCAAAGAUGUGCUAAUGCUGCUGAUGACAGAUGUGCUGGUGUUUCUCCAGGAAAAGGACCAGAAGUACAUCUUUCCUACCCUGGACAAACCCUCAGUGGUAUCACUGCAAAAUCUAAUCGUACGGGACAUUGCCAACCAGGAGAAAGGGAUGUUUCUGAUCAGCGCAGCCCCACCCGAGAUGUACGAGGUGCACACAGCAUCCCGGGAUGACCGGAGCACCUGGAUCCGAGUCAUUCAGCAGACCGUGCGCAUAUGCCCAUCCAGGGAGGACUUCCCCCUGAUUGAGACAGAGGAUGAGGCUUACCUGCGGCGAAUUAAGAUGGAGUUGCAGCAGAAGGACCGGGCACUGGUGGAGCUGCUUCGAGAGAAGGUUGGGCUGUUUGCUGAGAUGACCCAUUUCCAGGCCGAGGAGGAUGGUGGCAGUGGGAUGCCCCUGCCCACCCUGCCCAGGGGCCUUUUCCGCUCCGAGUCCCUUGAGUCCCCUCGUGGCGAGCGGCUGCUGCAGGAUGCCAUCCGAGAGGUGGAGGGUCUGAAAGACCUGCUGGUGGGGCCGGGAGUGGAACUGCUCUUGACACCCCGAGAACCAGUCCUGCCUUUGGAAUCAGACAGCGGUGGUAACACGAGUCCUGGGGUCACUGCCAAUGGUGAGGCCAGAACCUUCAAUGGCUCCAUUGAACUCUGCAGAGCCGACUCAGACUCUAGCCAGAAGGAUCGAAAUGGAAAUCAGCUGAGAUCACCCCAAGAGGAGGCGUUACAGCGAUUGGUCAAUCUCUAUGGACUUCUACAUGGCCUACAGGCAGCUGUGGCCCAGCAGGACACUUUGAUGGAAGCCCGGUUCCCUGAGGGCCCAGAGCGGCGAGAGAAGCUGUGCCGAGCCAACUCUAGGGAUGGGGAGGCUGGCAGGGCUGGGGCUGCCCCUGUGGCCCCUGAAAAGCAGGCCACGGAACUGGCAUUACUGCAGCGGCAACAUGCACUGCUGCAGGAGGAGCUACGGCGCUGCCGGCGGCUAGGCGAAGAACGGGCGACCGAAGCUGGCAGCCUGGAGGCCCGGCUCCGGGAGAGUGAGCAGGCGAGGGCGCUGCUGGAGCGGGAGGCCGAAGAGGCUCGAAGGCAGCUGGCCGCCCUGGGCCAGACGGAGCCGCUCCCAGCCGAGGCCCCCUGGGCCCGCAGACCUGUGGAUCCUCGGCGGCGCAGCCUCCCUGCAGGCGAUGCCCUGUACUUGAGUUUCAACCCCCCACAGCCCAGCCGAGGCACUGACCGCCUGGAUCUGCCUGUCACUACUCGCUCUGUCCAUCGACACUUUGAGGACCGAGAGAGGCAGGAAUUGGGGAGCCCCGAAGAGCGUCUGCAAGACAGCAGUGACCCUGACACCGGCAGCGAGGAGGAAGGUAGCAGCCGUCUGUCUCCGCCCCACAGUCCACGAGGUGAGACCUUGGCGGAGACAUGGACCAGAGAGUUUACCAGAAUGCAGGACAUCCCGGAGGAGACGGAGAGCCGCGACGGGGAGGUGAUAGCCUCCGAGAGCUAAGGGGGCCCCUCCCCCUGCCCUGUGCCCCACUGAAGAACAUUACUGAGGGGGGCUAACCUGGGGGACUCCAAUUUGCCAAUGAUGAGGGAACAUUGGAAGGAACUGCUCAUUGUCCUUGCCAGCUCUUGGGAUCCUUGGAUACUUGGGGUCAUUUAAGAAGCUGGGAGAAUUAGGCCACAACACCCCCGAGGCAUCCGAGAGCUACACCACAGAUGCCAGUGGUUCAUGCCUUCUUCCCUCCACUUUAGGAAAAUUUAUUUAUUUAUUGUUUAUUAGUUACGGGGGGAGAGGAGAGAUCUAAAGUACCAGGGACAUGGGAACCAAGCCAUAGGGAUCAGAGGACCGUGUCCUUGAACACUACUGGGGUUUCUUCCGGCUCAUCCACGCAGCUGCUGGGUUCUUGCCCUAACGCCCCUCCCCUGCAACACCCGUCUUAGAGGAGAGGCUGCAGCCACAAAACCCUACUGCCCUUUAAUUAAAGGAGGGCUGUGGGCAGGGCCAUGUCCCUUUCUCCUCUCCCCUCAACCUCGUAUUGCUGUUCUUCCUCUCUCCGUCCUUCAUGGAAGCCCCGGGAGAUAACCUGGCUUCCUGGAGUUGAUGGAAUCGAGGUUGGGGUGGCCAUAAUGGUUUGUUGGGGGCGAGGGAAAUACCCACAGGGACCAGAAUGUUCUGAUGUUGUUUUGUUUUCUUUUUUGUACCAAAGUCAACUGCACGUGUUUUACAUUUUUAAGAGAUCGUAGGCAAUUAAGAGAUCGAAGCCUCCUGUCUCCACAUCUUUGAAGAAGUUGAGGGCUGGGGGAGACAGUGACCUCUGCCUUCCUCUGCAGUAACGGGGACCUGUACUGACCUCUUCCCCAGCCAUUUGGAAACAAGUUCUAGGGUGGGUUGGGACAUUUCCAGGAGCCCUGACCUCAUCUUCCACCUCAGCAACCAAGACCUGAAACCUCAGCGUGAAUUUAGGGGAUUUUUCAGUGGAACCCCUGCCCCCAAAUGCCGACCAGCCCCAGUUUUUUCUUUUUUCUGCCAAUUUGGUUGUUUAAAAAAAAAAAAAUCAGGGAAAAUUAAAAACCUGGAACUCCA
Molecule: messenger RNA, 5191 nt
Organism: Saimiri boliviensis boliviensis (Bolivian squirrel monkey)
Lineage: Eukaryota; Metazoa; Chordata; Mammalia; Primates; Cebidae
Source: RefSeq, a predicted model, not a curated record